Eufriesea mexicana is the source of this 544-nucleotide messenger RNA. RefSeq names its product inducible metalloproteinase inhibitor protein. NCBI's taxonomy places the organism in Eukaryota, Metazoa, Arthropoda, Insecta, Hymenoptera, Apidae. The transcript is spliced from 3 exons. Bases 27 to 323 code for a protein of 98 amino acids. The record is from RefSeq and is a predicted model, not a curated record.
UCGAGAACAUCGAGUGCUUCAGAGAGAUGUCAAGAUUCGUUGUUCUAUUGUUCGUCACCUUGGCGGUGUUGUACACCGCCGCAUACGCUAAGAAACUCGUCUGUGACAUGCCAAACGAGGAAUACCAUUGUGGAAGCGCCUGUCAAACCACUUGUGCCACCCUGGGCCAACCUUGUCCGAUCAAAAAUAUCAGAUGUAACGACGCCUGCUAUUGCAAGAGUGGCUACGCCAGGAACCGCAGAGGCAUUUGCAUUCCCGUACAAAAUUGUUCCAAGAGACGUCACGCUGUCCCAUUGCUGCGUCUCGACUCCAUCCUUUACUAAUAUUUCCCAGCGUAAUUGCUCUGCGAACUUACAUAACUAUCAUCUCUACUCUCGAAUCUCGUAAGAACGUAGAUAACAAAGCGCUGACAUUCUUCCGACACGUUCCAAACGCACACGCCUGUAUCGCUCUGGUACGCAGUUCGAUUCGCAAUAAAACUCGGAUUGCGCCAUCGCGUAGAUGGAAAAUAUUCGCUGACAGUCUAUUAAACGUUUAUUUAUUC